AUGCAAACAAUACGCGAAGACUCAAAUACAGACUAUGACAAACUCUUUCUAGGAUAUAGGUUACCUGAGAUGGGCGACCAGAGCCAAAAGGCAAAAAGGACAUGGGAAAUUUGCAACAUACUAGAUGAACAUAAUGCAAAGAUGCAACAACUUCAAGCAGAGGGCAAUGAAGGAAAAAGAAGAGUUAAAAACUCAGUCAGGAAGAAAGUAAAGCUUGGUCGGAGUGGGUUCUAUUAUGACAUAUAA
This is a messenger RNA of Trichomonas vaginalis G3, 246 nucleotides long. RefSeq names its product protein of unknown function, DUF4106 family. NCBI's taxonomy places the organism in Eukaryota, Parabasalia, Trichomonadida, Trichomonadidae. The transcript has a single exon. The record is from RefSeq and is a predicted model, not a curated record. Bases 1 to 246 code for a protein of 81 amino acids.